CCGCUUCCUUCCCCUGCGCCAUUUCCCCGCCCCGCCACCGCGCCCCUGUAGUCCGCCGAGCGGGCCGGGGGCGCGGGCGGCCGCCGAGGGCCGGGGGCGGGACUUCUCUGGUCGCGCGGCAUCCGUUCCCGGCCCUUCUCGGGUCUGGGGGCGGCCUCUCUGCGGGGGCACUCGUCCUUUGAGCCGGUUUCUGGGUCAUCGCAGCUUAUUGUGAAGAUGAGGGUGGCUUCCUAGUUGAACAGACUGUUUUAAAGAAGAGAACAACUUGUGUACAAAUAGUAUUCACUACCUUAGAUCAGAAGAUGAACCCAACCAAUCCUUUCAGUGGGCAGCAGCCUGGGGUUUUUUCCAGCUCUUCCAGUAGUUCCAUAGGAACAUUUCAGGCUAAGCCGCCAUUUCGAUUUGGUCAGCCCUCGCCUUUCGGACAAAGCAAUACGUUAUCUGGGAAAACGUCAGGAUUUUCACAGGUAUCCAGCUUUCCAACAUCUUCGGGAGUAAGUCAUUCUUCUUCAGCACAAACAUUAGGAUUUUCCCAGACCUCAAAUGUUGGACUGUUUUCAGGACUUGAACACACUCCAGCCUUUGUAGCUGCCUCUGGGCCUUCAAGUUCAUGUGUGCCUGGAAACCCAGGAUUUAGUUUUAAAUCAUCCAACUUUGGGACUUUCCCAAGUGCUUCUACAUUUGGACCAGAAACUGGAGAAAUAACAAGCUCUGGUUUUGGGAAAACAGAAUUUAGCUUUAAACCUCUGGAAAAUUCAGUGUUCAGACCAAUAUUGGGGGCUGAAUCUGAGCCUGAGAAAACUCAGAGUCAAAUUACUUCUGGAUUUUUCACAUUUUCUCACCCCAUUAGUAGCGGACCUGGGGGACUGGCACCAUUUUCUUUUUCUCAGGGGACAAGUACAGCUAGCAAUUCAAAUUUCACCUUUUCAAAACCAGUUAACAGUAAUAAUUCAUCAUCUGCCUUUGCCUCUGCUUUGUCAAACCAAAAUGUAGAGGAAGAAAGAGGCCCUAAAUCACUAUUUGGAAGUUCUAAUAGUAGCUUCACUAGCUUCCCCAUAUCUUCAGGGUCUUUGGGAGAACCCUACCCGGUUAGCAAAACCGGGGUCAGACAAGGAUGUGAAGAAGGUAUAUCCCAAAUGGAGCCACUUCCCAGCCUCAUGAAAGGACUGAAAAGGAAGGAGGACCAGGAUCGCUCCCCAAGGAGGCAUGGCCAUGAUGGAGCAGAAGAUGUGGACGCUCUGUCGAGGGGAGAUCAUCCUCCAGAAUAAACGACCUGUCCGCCUGAAUCGACCCGGGGAGGCACCUUGUUUGGUCGAACGAUACAGGACGUCUUCAAAAGCAAUAAAGAAGUAGGUCGUCUUGGCAACAAGGAAUCUAAAAAGGAAGUUGGUUGUACUGAGUCCGCGGAAAAUGACCCCCGUGGCCAUCCAGGAGGGAGUCAGUCUUCCUCAGCACUUUCCCGGCUCCCAGGUGUGAGAGAGGAGGAAACUGAAAGUAGAGAUAAAAAAGAAGAUUCUCUAAGAGGAACACCUGGGCGUCAAAGUAAAAGAAGCGAGAGCACAGACAGUCUUGGAGGCUUGUCUCCUGCUGAAAUCACAGCUAUCCAGUGCAAGAACAUCCCUGACUAUCUCAACGACAGAACCAUUUUGGAGAAACACUUUGGUAAAAUUGCUAAAGUGCAGCGCAUCUGUACCAGGCGCAGCAAAAAGCUUGCCGUGGUAUAUUUUUUUGAUCAUGCAUCUGCAGCCCUGGCUAGGAAGAAGGGGAAAAGUCUGCAUAAGGACAUGGCUGUCUUUUGGCACAAGAAGAAACUGAGUCCCAAUAAGAAGCCCUUUUCCCUGAAGGAGAAGAAGCCAGGUGACGGUGAAACUGGCCAGGGCCCGGAGGACGCACCUUUCAAGCACUCCCCUCUUAGCAAGCCCGUGGGGAGGGCUGCAGCUGUCACCCUCCUGAGUAAAAGCUCUCCAGUGAAGAAGCCAAGUCUUCUAAAGACCCAUCAGUUUGAGGGAGCUUUUGAUUCGGGCUCUGAGGGAUCCGAGGGUCUUGGGCCAUGUGUGUCAUCUCUUAGCGCCCUGAUAGGCACCGUGGCUGAGACAUCUGAGGAGAAGUACCGCUUGCUUGACCAGAGGGACAGGAUCAUGCGACAAGCUCGGGUAAAAAGAACUGACCUGGACAAAGCAAGAACUUUUGUUGGAACGUGCCCAGAUAUGUGUCCUGAGAAGGAGCGGUACAUGCGGGAGACCCGGAGCCAGCUGAGCGUGUUUGAAGUGGUCCCAGGGACUGAUCAGGUGGAUCACGCAGCAGCCGUGAAGGAGUACAGCCGCUCCUCUGCUGAUCAGGAAGAGCCCCUGCCGCAUGAGCUUCGGCCCUCGGCAGUGCUCAGCAGGACCAUGGACUACUUGGUGACCCAGAUCAUGGACCAGAAGGAGGGCAGUCUGCGGUACUGGUACGACUUCGUGUGGAACCGCACACGGGGCAUUCGGAAGGACAUCACACAGCAGCACUUGUGUGACCCUGUGACGGUUUCCCUGAUUGAGAAGUGUACCUCGGUUCCAUAUCCACUGUGUCACUUCAUGUGUGAGGAGCUGUCCUCUUUUGAUGCCAAGAUCAACAAUGACAUGACCAAGUGCCUUCAGAGUCUGAAGGAGAUGUACCAGGACCUAAGAAACAAGGGUGUGUCUGUGCCAGCGAAAGCAGAGUUCCAGGGCUACAGUCUGCUCAAUCUCAAUAAGGGGGACAUCCUAAGAGAAGUACAACAGUUCCAUCCUGCUGUUAGAAAUUCCUCCGAAGUGAAAUUUGCUGUUCAGGCUUUUGCUGCAUUGAACAGUAAUAAUUUUGUGAGAUUUUUCAAACUGGUCCAAUCGGCUUCUUAUCUGAACGCAUGUCUUUUACAUUGUUACUUUCAUCAGAUCCGCAAGGGACGCUCUCGGGCGCUCAACAUGGCGUACACCGUGAGCACGCAGCGCUCCACCGUCUUUCCCAUGGAUGGCGUGGUGCGCAUGCUGCUCUUCAGAGAUUGUGAGGAGGCCACAGACUUCCUGAACUACCACGGUCUCACUGUCUCUGAUGGCUGUGUUGAGCUGAACCGGUCCUCGUUCCUGGAACCAGAGGGGUUAUCCAAGGCCAAGAAGUCGGUGGUUAUUACCAGGAAGCUGACAGUGUCGGUUGGGGAAAUCGUGAAUGGAGGGCCAUUGCCCCUCCCUCGUCACACUCCCGUGUGCAGUUUCAACUCCCAGAACAAGUACGUUGGGGAGAGCAUGGCUGCGGAGCUGCCACAGGCACUCAGAUGACUCGGCUUGGACUCAGGUGAGGGGAAAGGAGAGGCGUGUGGUACAGAGGCAGAUGUGCCCCCACCUGCUCUCCAGCAGCCUCUUCUCCCUGCACCCACGCCAGCUUCUCUGCCUCACCUCCGGCACCCAACUCCGAGCACAGUGCCUGGCCUCUUCCAGCCACCUCCUGAGUUGCUUCCUCCGAGGCCUGCACCUGCGUACUCUGAUGCGGACCUGGCUCAGGUGGUGGAUGAGCUCAUCCAGGAGGUUCUUCAGAGGGACUGCGAGGAGGUUGGCGCCGCUGGAGCGGCCUUUGCGACCACAGCUCUGGGUGUUUCCAAUGCUGCUAUGGAGGAGCUGUUAACAGCUGCAACCCAGGCUUUGAGGCACAUUGCAGCUGAGGAAGUGUCUAAGGAAAGGGAGCGAAAGGAGGAGGAGAGGCGGCAGGCUGAAGAGGAAAGGUUGAAACAAGAGAGAGAACUGGUGUUAACUCAGCUGAGCCAUGGCCUGGCUACAGAGCUGACAGAACUUGUGGUGCAGCAAUGUGUGAGGGAAACCUGUUCCCAGGAGUUGAAGUAAAUGAAUGGGACAGACCAGAGAGUCCGCAUGGCCCGUUGCUGUGAGGAUGUCUGUGCUCACCUGGUGGACUUGUUUCUGGGGAGAAUUUUCCAGACUGCAAAGGAGACCCUCCAGGAACUGCGUGCUUCUGCAAGGUAUCUGCAGCGGUGGAGGGAAGCCGUCGCAGCCCGGAAAAAACUGAGGCGCCAGAUGCGGGCUUUCCCUGCAGCGCCUUGCUGUGUGGACAUGAACAACCGCCUGAAGGCAUUGGCACCCAGUGCAGAGUGCCCCAUUGCUGAGGAGAAUCUGGCCAAGGGCCUCCUGGAUCUGGGCCAUGCAGGGAAACUGGGCAUCUCCUGCACCAGGUUACGGUGGCUCAGGAACAAGACAGUGCACCAGAUGAAGGUUCAGCACUUUCACAAGCAACUGCUGAGUGAUGCAGCAUGGACACCCCUGGACCUGCCAUCCCUCGUGGCCAAGUACCUCCCUGGAAGGUGGGAGCGUGUGUUUUGGAAACUGGUGCUGGUGUUGCCUGAUGGAGAAGAGCAGUCCCCAGGGAGUCCUGGCAGAAUUUUAGCAAACUGGUUACAAGUCAAGUUCAUGGGAGGUGAUGGCUCAGUGGGCGACACAGGCACCAUGGCUGGGGGAAUUCAGACGCUUGCGCUGUUUCACGCUCUCAGCAGCAAAGGGGAUCAGACAGUCACUGUCAAUGUGUGUAUAAAGGUGGCUCACGGUGCUCUCAGCGACUGCGCCCUUGAUGCUGUGGAGACGCAGAAGGAGCUCCUGGGAGCCAGUGGGCUCAUGCUGCUGCUUCCCCCCAAAGUGGAGAGUGAGGACAUGGCGGAGGAGGACGACUGGCUGUCUGCGUUGCUACAGCUCAAGCAGCUCCUGCAGGCCAAGCCCUUCCAGCCUGCACUUCCACUUGUGGUCCUUGUACCUAGCCCAGGAGGGGAUGUCAUGGAGAAGGAAGUGGAAGAUGGUCUGAUGCUACAGGAUUUGGUUUCAGCUAAGCUGAUUUCAGAUUAUACCGUUAUUGAGAUUCCUGAUUCCAUUAAUGAUUUACAAGGCACAACUAAGGUUUCACGGGCUGUGCAGUGGCUGGUCUCCCACUGCCUGUUCCUUGACCUUUGCUGCCAGACCCUCAUUCAGUACGUGGAAGAUGGGGUUGGCCGUGAGUUAGCGGCGUUUUUCCAUGACAGAAGAGAGAGGCGGCAGGGCGGCCUGGUCUCACAGGAGCCUGGAGCCAUCAUUGAGCUGUUCAACAGUGUGCUGCACUUCCUGGCCUCCCUGGUGUCAUCUGAACAGCUGUGCGACCUGUCCUGGCCUGUCACUGAGUUUGCCGAAGUAGGGGGCAGCCGGCUGCUUCCUCACCUUCACUGGAAUGCCCCGGAGCACUUGGCCUGGUUAAGGCAGGCUGUGCUUGGCUUCCAGCUUCCACAGAUGGACCUUCCACCCCCGGGGGCGCCCUGGCUCCCCGUAUGCUCCAUGGUGGUCCAGUAUGCCUCCCAGAUCCCCAGCUCUUGCCAGACUCGGCCUGUCCUCCAGUCCCAGGUGGAAAACCUGCUCCGCAGAACCUACCGCAGGUGGAAGAGCAAGAGCCAUUCGCUGGGCCAGGGGGCAGGGCCCUCAGUUGCCGAGAUCCCAUGGGAUGACAUAAUUGCCUUGUGCAUCAACCACAGGCUGAGGGACUGGACACCCCCUAGGCUUCCUAUCACAUCAGAGGCUCUGAGUGAAGAUGGUCAGAUAUGUGAUUUUUUUAAAAACCACUUGAAAGCAUAUGAUGUUCCUUUGUCAUGGGAACAAGCCAGAAUGCAGACACAGAAGGAGCUACAUCUGAGUCAUGGGCGUUUGGGGAUAAAGUCUUUGCAUCCGUCUGCAAACAAGUUUCCUGCUCCGAUACUGCACAUGCACUGGAAAGGGAAGAGGAAUGUAGAGCAUGGCCCAGAGGGGCGGGCUCCCAGCACCCAGGAUCUGAUGCGUGGAGCCUCUGCCCAGGAGCUCCUGGCCCAGUGUCUGUCCCGGAGUCUGCUGCUGGAGAAAGAGGAGAGCAAGAGGUUUGAAGAUCAGCUUCAGCAGUGGUUGUCUGCAGACGCAGGAGUGUUUACAGAUUCAACAUCCCUUCCCCUCUACCUUCCUCAGACCCUGGUGUCUCUGCCUCAGACUAUUGAACCUGUGAUGAAGACAGUGACCACUACCAGCCCUCAGAAUGAAAGGCCAAGGGAGCAACUGCAGUUGUCAGAGGCAACAGGCACAUGUGUGACUGAACGGCUCAAGCACCUGGAAAGGCUGAUGCAGAGUUCAAGGGAGGAGGAAGUUGCCUCUGAGCUCCAUCUCUCUGCACUGCUGGACAUGGUGGACAUUUGAGCUACGGGACCUGAGAGAGUGAGAGUCUCCCGAAGAUUUUUGCCUUUACUCGAAAUAAUGUUCUUCUCAGAUGUUUGAUGCACUGUUGGAAAUGUGAUUAUUAAUCAUGCAAAUAAACCAUUUGAGUGUCUAAUGAGGCCAUCCCAAGU
Messenger RNA from Lynx canadensis (Canada lynx), 6340 nucleotides. RefSeq names its product minichromosome maintenance complex component 3 associated protein (gene MCM3AP). The record is from RefSeq and is a predicted model, not a curated record. Gene Ontology annotation, molecular function: nucleic acid binding. Gene Ontology annotation, biological process: mRNA export from nucleus. NCBI's taxonomy places the organism in Eukaryota, Metazoa, Chordata, Mammalia, Carnivora, Felidae. Gene Ontology annotation, cellular component: transcription export complex 2; nucleus; cytoplasm.